This is a messenger RNA of Diorhabda sublineata, 3311 nucleotides long. RefSeq names its product fibronectin type 3 and ankyrin repeat domains 1 protein-like. The record is from RefSeq and is a predicted model, not a curated record. NCBI's taxonomy places the organism in Eukaryota, Metazoa, Arthropoda, Insecta, Coleoptera, Chrysomelidae. Bases 210 to 1766 code for a protein of 518 amino acids. Gene Ontology annotation, molecular function: protein binding. The transcript is spliced from 3 exons.
AUUUAAAUGAAUAUUGUCACUGAAUGGAUUUGUCGCUGAAAAUCUACUAUCUAUUUGUCAUGUCAAAAUAUUUGGAAAGACCUGUCCUGUGUAGUUUUGUUUUUUAGUUUGAAAUGUACUUCGUUAUUUUUUGUAGCCGUUUUAGUAACAGUUUUGUAGAAUUAUGAGUUACAAUUGCUUGUAAUGGUGAAAAAAUACAUUUUCUAAUUAUGGCCGAGGUUGAUGAAACAUUUUACAAUAGUUUAGCGUGUUUCUAUUAUCACAAAAAUGAAAAUUCCUAUUACAAUGAUACGGCAUCUUUCAAUGGUGUGCUGAGAGCUACUAUUACCGAAAACAUAGAAGAGCUCGAUAGAUACAAAAAAAGGAAAGGAGGUCUCAAUAGCCAUGAUCAAUUUGGAAAUACUCCAUUACAUGUAGCCGCUAUUCGCAACAAAUUAAAAUCCGUAAUGUAUUUGAUUGAUCAACCUCAAGUUUCGGUACACGCUAAAAAUUCAUUGGGUCAAACUCCCAUUUUUCAUUCAGCACAAUCCGGAUAUGUGGAAAUAACCGCAUUUCUGAUUGCGAAAGGAGCCGAUGUUAACGCUCAGAAUUGCAUGAAAAACACUCCUCUACAUUUAUCGGUAUUACAUCCGCCGAUAAUGAGAUUGUUAAUCGAGAACGGCGCCGAUUUAAAUAUGUUGAAUUUACAUCACAACACCCCUAUUUACAACGCCGUUUCUUUAAAUUGUCUCGAAGUAGUGUGUAUGUUGUUGUAUUAUAAUUGCGACCCUACGGUUAAAAACAUCUACAAACGUACACCGUUGAUAAAAGCCAUCAUGUGCAAAAAUUCCGAAAUACAAGACGCGUUAUUCGAUUACACCGACGAUUUCAAUGAUAUCGGUUGCGAGGAGGAUUCCGUUCUAACGUUAGCUUUGACGUACAAAAGUCCUUAUUUAAAACAAAUUUUAUCCAAAGGUACGUCACCGACUAUCGACGAUGUAAUACAAUCUUUGUUCAGAAAUAAUCACAGGAUAUUCAAAAAACUAUGGAGAAUGUUACCGCGCAAGGAAUUGAAUACUCCAAGAAAGUUCGGUCAAUUCGCUGAUGAAGUGCGCAGACGAAACGUGAUGAAAUACAUCGAUAUCGUUUUAAAAUAUUCCGAUGAUUAUGUUUUCGAAAAAUUGGCUUAUUGUUUCGAUUCAUUCGUGAAUUUAAACUCCUUUCUAGACGUUACCGUCGACGAAAGCGGUUUAAAUCAGAUUACGAAAUUUGUUUGCGCGUUGUUGCAGUACGAUUGCAGAUUCUCUGCGCCAUUCAUUUACGAUCUUUACGUCUACUUCGGAUACUGUGAUUUAUUCAAGUAUUUCCUAUACAUAGAUCAAAUAGAUUAUCCCCCUAUUUAUUGUGUAGAAUGGAUUAUCCCUAAAUAUAUCUUCAAUAUUCGAAGUGACAUAAGAUACAUAUGUCUUUUAGUUAACAGUAAUUAUCGUCAAACGAUUAACGUAGAUGUUGUUUUGAAAACGUUGGAAUUCAGCGCGGAUAGUUGUUUGGUCGAUCUCGUCAGAAAAUAUAAACAUUGCGAAAGGUGUAUAAGGUUGAGUUAUAUGGUACCGACGGUACCUUCUCUAUUGGAAUUAGCCAGGGAAAAAACUAGACAGUAUAUAGUUGAUAAAUAUAAUUUUUUCACCCCAUCGCAAUUUUAUACCUUUAUUAAUGACUUGGACAUUAAUAAUGUUUAUAAAAAGAUAUUGAGGUGGGAACAACCCAUUUAUUUUUAUAAUAUUUGAUAAUACAAAAAUUUUCAUUUUUGUACGGACAAUCUGAUUUUUUUAUCAUAUAAACCAAUGUUUCCUAACGUUUUGUGGGCCUCACCAUACCUUAACUUUCUUAAAAUUCUUAUGUAAGAUACAUAAUUUUCAAUUGAAAAAAUUGGAUGGUUCACUUAAACCCUUAACAUCUGAUUUCGUUUUUUUAAAUGAAAAAGUUGUUUUUUUUUAAUUAUCACCGCUAGAAGAUUUGAAUUCCGUUUUUUUAUUAUAUAAACUAGUUUCUGAAACCGUUAAUGAUAUUACACCAACACUCACAAUUAUAUUUACUGACGCGCGUUUCAAUAACCAUUUCAUCUUUUUCAGAUGCUGAAGCUAAACUGUUUACCUAGUAUUUCGCUUUUUCUUAUUUGCAUUAAAUUCUCCAUUAGUUACUAAUAAUUUUUCAUCUAUUCCAGAUCUUUCCCAAAUGCUUCUGAUCAUUAUCUAUUUUUAUUGCUCAUUUUUGUAUUGCAUGCGUCUUAAUUUUUGUGCCAUUUUCAUUUAUGUUUUACCGCGUUAUCGUCUUCAGAGGCUGAAGGUAAACUGUUUACCCUUUACCUUUACAGAGAGUGUAAUUCUGAGUAUUGGUGUGGUUAUAGCGUGAACGUGUCCAGUAAGGCAACUUCAUACAUAUACUUCUCUUAACCACUUUAAUUUAACCUUUUCUUUCUUAGUUUAUCAAGGUGGACUCCAUUGAAGCGUCCUACUGUAUCUUAGAUUGUUUUCCAUAAUAAUUGUCCUAGUUUUCAACUAUAUAUCCCCCUUUAAGUUAUAUUUUAUUUCAUAACGCAUACUCUGUCUAUAUUCAGUUUUAUCUUUUUACUGUUCUUCGCUUUCCGCUAUUAUUAACUCCUUGUCUUCUCUUUUCGUCGUUGGUUUCUUCGUCAUACAUCAGUAUCGUCUCUAUCGUUGUUUUAUGAAUAUCUAUUUUGAUUCUUUUAUUUAGUAUUUCUCUUUCUCUUAUUUGCAUUUAAUUCUCCAUUAGUUACUUAUAUUUUUUCUACAAUUGCGGAUCUUUCCCUAUUGCUUUUGAUCAUUAUUUCUAAAUAAGCCUCCUAUGCAGUCGAAUCACUAUUUUUUUUUUGCUUCCUUUCUAAAUUUCUUGCGCCUUUUCAACUUAUUUCUUCUCUAUCUACACUGAAUACACUGUUUACACCAACACUCACAAUUGCACUGUCUAACGCGCGUUUCAAUAACCAAGUUAUCGUCUUCAGAAGGUAAACUGUUUACCUACAGAGAGUGUAAUUCUGAAUAUUGGUGUGGUUAUAGCGUGAACGUGUCCAGUAUGGCAUCAAGAGACAUAGUAAUUUUAGUAUAUGAAAAUAUUUUAAUGAUUCUGUAGUUUAUUCUUACUUUUUUUUUAAAUUUUGUGCUUUUGUUUAAAGAUUUUGAAAUUAAUCUUGUAAUUAGACUAGUGGAAAUUGACUCUGUUUUUGUACAAAGAAGAAUCUGACUGAAUAACCAUAGUCAAUACAAAAAACAAUGCACCUGCAUUAAAUUUUUUAUUAAAAUGUGUAAUAAGAA